CACAAAUGCCUUGUGCACAGGAACCGGCCUAGUAAUGUCCCCCCUUCAUCAAAGAACCAAACACAGCUUAAACCCCCAUUUUAACACCUUCGUCAAAGAAUCAAACACAGUUAAACCCCAUUUUGUUCUUUUUGAAGAAAAUGGGAUCUCAUCUGCUGAAAAACCCAAAAAUAAAAAGAACCCUUUUUACAUCUACUUUCCUUUCUUCGAUUUCGAAAUCAAUUCACCAAAUUCCCCAUUUAACAAAUAACAAUUCAUCAGAUUCGACAGCUAGUACCAGUAGUCUUGGAAGUUCACAGAACACAAGAAACCCUAGAUGGAUACAUCAAAAUUAUCUAGUUUCAUCAUUAAAAAUUCGAUCUUUUAGUUCCCAAGCUGUUACUGAUGAACUUCAAACCACUGAUGGUUUAACAGUUGAUCAAAUCACUGCUAGUCAAUGGCCAAUACUUGAUGAAACAGAAGGUGAUUGGAGAAGUCAUGCUUCUGCUGUUGCUCAAUCUAUUCAGUUGAUCAAAAAGCGUUUACAGUGGAAGAAGUUAGUGAUGAGGCUGCAAAUGCUGACAAUGCAGUUGAAUAAACCUGACCUUUGGGACGAUCCUGUUCAUGCUGGGAAGAUUAGCCGUGAACAUGGUUCACUUAUGGGUAAAAUGAAAGAAGUGAAUGGAUUUGAGAGAGAAUUGCUUGAGCACAUCGAUAUGGUGAAACUUGCCAAGGAAGAGAAUGAUGGAGAGUUGGAAUUGGAAUCCUUAAAAGCUUUACUUAAAAUGAGAAGAAGUGCGAAAGAGAAAGAGCUCAAAGCUAUGUUAGCUGGGGAGCAUGAUCCAUGCUCAUGUUUUAUAGAGGUUCAACCAGGAGCUGGUGGUACAGAAAGCAUGGAUUGGGCUUCAAUGGUCAUGAACAUGUAUAAGAGUUGGGGUCAGCGUCGUGGAUAUGGAGUCACAGUGGUAGAUGAAAUGGCUGGUGAGGUUGCAGGAAUCAAGCGGGCAACAAUUAAAGUAGAUGGUGAAUAUGCUUUUGGAUACGCCAAAGCAGAAGUAGGUACACACAGAUUGGUGCGCAUUUCACCUUUUGACAGUGGGAAACGCCGGCACACUUCUUUCGCUGCUGUGGCUGUAACUCCUAUCUUGGGUGAUGUAUCGGCACAGGUUCAAAUAAAUGAGUCUGAUCUCCGGAUUGAGCGAUUUCGUUCUGGGGGAGCUGGUGGUCAACAUGCUAACACAACUGAUAGUGCCGUCCGAAUAGUUCACAUUCCAACAGGAGUCACUGCCACUUGUCAAAACGAGAGGUCACAACAUCAAAACAAGGCAAUGGCGAUGGCUGUACUUCAAUCCCGAUUAGACCAGCUUGAGAUGGUUCGACAGGCUCAGAUGAAUGCGCAGCAUACACAGUCCCUUACAGAUAACAGUUGGGGCAACCAGAUACGGAGUUAUGUUCUACAUUCUUACCGCAUGGUCAAGGACCUAAGAACAAACUAUGAAGUUUCAGACCCUGACUCGGUUCUCGAUGGGGAUCUUGACGACUUCAUAUUAAGCUACUUAUCUGCUUCCAUGGACAAAGAUGAAGAUGAUAUGUGUUAAGAGUGAGAUUUAUAAACUUCAGAAGACACCACGGUAGUAUUCUAUGAGUAGAUUCAGUCACUGCUAGGUUGCAGGAAACAAAAUCAUGCCUCAAGGGAAAGACGUAUCUUCCCUCAACUUCUUUUUACUAGUAAAAAAGAUAGCUGUGUGAUUACAAUGACAAGAUGUGAUUUUUUUUACUUGUAGAUGAACAAUAAACAAUUUGCAAAUGCCUAUCCAACUCUAUAAUUUAAAUAUCUGUCCAUUGUCUGUAAUUUUUCUUUGAAA
Molecule: messenger RNA, 1844 nt
Organism: Papaver somniferum (opium poppy)
Lineage: Eukaryota; Viridiplantae; Streptophyta; Magnoliopsida; Ranunculales; Papaveraceae
Product: peptide chain release factor PrfB2, chloroplastic-like
Exons: 7
Coding region: 141-1577 (478 amino acids)
Biological process (GO): translational termination
Cellular component (GO): cytoplasm
Molecular function (GO): translation release factor activity, codon specific
Source: RefSeq, a predicted model, not a curated record